AUGGCCGUCGCGGGCCCCUGCGCCCACUCGUUCAAAAUGAUCAAGUCGGACAGCACUUUGAUCCAAUGGACCUGCAACCUAUGCCAUUCUGGACCCCACUGGAGUAUCUUUGAGUGCCGGUAUUCACCCCAGACGACCGACUGCGGGAAAGAUGGUGCUCACCGUGAGGGGACGCAAGAUGGAGGCAUGCCGGCAACGUGGGGGUUUGGCAUUGGAUGCACUCGAGGUAUGUUCACAAAGACACACUGCUGCUCACCUCGAGCAAGUCACCUCGUUCGAAAUCCAGCUACAUGUUAG
Colletotrichum abscissum is the source of this 297-nucleotide messenger RNA. RefSeq lists its product as uncharacterized. The record is from RefSeq and is a predicted model, not a curated record. The coding region runs from base 1 to 297 and encodes 98 amino acids. The transcript has 2 exons. NCBI's taxonomy places the organism in Eukaryota, Fungi, Ascomycota, Sordariomycetes, Glomerellales, Glomerellaceae.